AUGCCUUCAUCAGCUCCCUCCAGCGCAAAUCAAAUGCAAAACGAGGCCAUUUCGCAGCACAAACCUGAGAUAUCGUUGAAAGACCGCUUUUUCCGCUACUUUCAACAUGAGAUUACAGCUCUUCAGGAGCAAAUGGACCGUCUAGGUGACACUGCGCUAAUUGGAGGGGAGCGCACGGAUGCUAUAGAUCAUUGCUUAGCUGGGAUUGCUCGACUAUCAAGUGAGGUUAAGGAUGCGUCAGCCUCCAUUCCCCCAUAUGACCAGCGGAUAUAUGCCAACGCGAUCAAAGCUCUCCAAGACAAGCUCGCAGAAGCACGAGCAAGCUUUGCGCCACGAUCUAAGUUUUCCUUCAAAACCGCGCGCAAGAACCCGUCUGCGAUAUCCUUGGCAGAUGCUGCUGAGAUAGCAGCUCAGGGUCGUCGACACAUUCCUGGUUACAGAUCCAAUGAUAACUCGAUGCAGUCGUCUGCCAGCCCGUCGCCGAUAUUAUGUUCAACUUCCAUGAAUGAUCGCCUGCCCUCUCCCCGACAAGAAGCUUCAGCUCCUCUUGAGGCCCCCGAAGAAUUACAAAAGAGUGACACCAAUAAGCCCAGCAACUCCGCCUCUGGGGCCUCGUCCGUUUCUGUCAGUUCCCAUACCGGUGUUCAUAUAGUGUUACCGACGUCUGCAUCACAUGCCACUGUGCCUGCAUCGAUAACGUCGUUACAUCAGUGCGUUGUGGACAUGACAGUUCCCACGGCGGAUUGGCGACCAUUUGCUGGCCUUGUAAUAAAGGAGGUUACCGAAAGCCUUCUCCUCUGCGGACAAGUGGAUGGCUCGGCGCAUAUUACUGGAGUCAAUCACAGCACUAUAGUGGUUUCCUGCCACCAAUUCCGAAUGCACGAUUGCGUCGAUGUGGAUGUCUACCUAAGCUGUUCUAGCAGACCAAUCAUUGAAGAUUGCAGCAAUAUCCGAUUUGGCAAAAUUCCCGAAAUUUAUGCCCCUAAAUCCGUAGAUAGCACCCAGCCAAACCUCUGGGAUCAGGUGCAGGAUUUCAAGUGGAUCAAAGUGGAACAGAGCCCUAAUUGGAGUAUCAUCAAUGAAUCUGAAAGAGUCCCACAUGAUGUGUGGGAAAACACUGUUCCAGGUGGACCAGGAACGUCAGUGGACACCAUUUUAAAGUCUGUAAAGGUGAUCUUAUCUUGA
This is a messenger RNA of Histoplasma mississippiense, 1185 nucleotides long. RefSeq lists its product with no specific name. The transcript has 4 exons. NCBI's taxonomy places the organism in Eukaryota, Fungi, Ascomycota, Eurotiomycetes, Onygenales, Ajellomycetaceae. Gene Ontology annotation, molecular function: tubulin binding. Gene Ontology annotation, cellular component: cytoplasm. Bases 1 to 1185 code for a protein of 394 amino acids. Gene Ontology annotation, biological process: tubulin complex assembly; post-chaperonin tubulin folding pathway. The record is from RefSeq and is a predicted model, not a curated record.